CACUAAACUCACUUCGCUCACCGUCAUUCACAACUCGUGCUUUUUUUCACAAGCCUCUCUUUCUCUCUCUCUCUCUCUCUCUGAGAUAUUAGGGUUUUUCUCUCUCUGAAACCGUCACGAAAAUUCCAGUCCCUCGAGCUGGGUUCUCGAAGAUUCUUCGCAUCGCAAUCUCUGAAGUUCCGGAUCGAAGAGAGAGCUUCGUCUUCGACCGAACUCUGUGCGAGCUUUACUCAAUUUUUUUUUUUCCUGAGCUCAGCGUUUGCAGCUGAGAAUUCGCGGUGAGAACGGAUUAAGAGUUUUCAUCUGGUUUGGGUGAAGAAGAGUGAUGAUAGAGAAAUGGCGUUAAAGGUUCCAGCUCCUGAAGCUGCUGAGAUUGCAAUUGGGUCCAUUGGGCGUGGGUACGAUAUAUCAGUAGAUCUAAGGCUUAAGUAUUGCAAAGGGGAUUCAAAGGAGUCCCGGUUGAUUGAGAUCGAUGAAGAUGAGGGUCGCGAGAUUAUUUUGCCUGGUGGGAUUUUUAUCCCAAAAGUCUCCAAAUCAAUCAAAUGCGAUAAAGGGGAACGCACGAGGUUCAAGUCAGAUGCUCUAUCUUUCCAACAGAUGUCAGAGCAGUUCAACCAGGAAAUGAAUUUGACUGGCAAAAUUCCUUCGGGCCUCUUCAAUACCAUGUUCGAAUUCUCAGGUAGUUGGCAGAAAGAUGCAGCCAACACGAAGACCCUUGCUUUUGAUGGGGUGUUCAUCACGCUAUAUACAGUUGCAUUGGAGAAAUCUCAGACGGUACUCUGUGAUCAUGUUAAGAAAGCAGUCCCCUCAUCAUGGGAACCUGCUGCACUGGCAAGAUUUAUUGAGACAUUUGGUACCCAUAUUAUUGUUGGAGUGAAGAUGGGAGGGAAGGAUGUAAUAUAUAUGAAGCAGCAGCAUUCAUCAACUCUUCAACCUGCUGAUGUGCAAAAAAGAUUGAAAGAGAUGGCAGAUAAAAGGUUUUUAGAUUCAAAUGGGCAAAAUGGCAUGGCUAUGGAACAAGUUUACCAGAAUGAAAAGUUUGAAAUCAGAGAGCAGCGGCUGAGGUUUGUAGGCAUCAGUCCAUCAAGUUCUUAUUCACACAAGGAGGAUAUUGUAAGCAUAUGCAAGAGGAGAGGUGGAGGUGAUAAUAGGCACCUACCUCAUAAUGAUUGGUUGCAAACUGUCCAGUCUGAGCCUGAAGUGAUCUCAAUGUCCUUCAUCCCAGUUACGUCUCUAUUGAAUGGAAUACCAGGGAGUGGAUUCUUGAGCCAUGCCAUAAAUCUUUAUUUACGAUAUAAACCUCCAAUUGAGGAGCUCCACCAAUUUUUGGAAUUUCAGCUACCCAGGCAGUGGGCACCUGUGUUCAGUGAUCUUCCGCUUGGUCCACAACGGAAACAACAGAGCAAUGCAUCUUUGCAGUUUAGCUUUUUGGGACCCAAGCUUUAUGUGAACACCUUACCGGUUGAUGUAGGUAAGAGGCCAGUGACUGGCCUCCGCCUUUAUCUAGAAGGUAAAAGGAGUAACCGUCUGGCUAUCCACUUGCAACACCUCUCAUCUCUUCCCAAAAUCUUCCAACUUGAAGAUGAUCCCAGUGGAAACUUCCGCCAAGAGUCCAAUGAUCGUAAAUACUACGAGAAAGUUCAAUGGAAGAACUUCUCUCAUAUCUGCACUGCUCCUGUGGAGUCCGACGAGGAUCUUUCAAUAGUAACUGGAGCCCAAUUACAGGUUGAAAACUAUGGGUUUAAAAAAAUUCUUUUCCUGAGACUCCGUUUCUCGAAUGUUUUGGGAGCUACAGUUGUAAAACAUCCUGAGUGGGAUGGAUCUCCAGGGUUGGCUCCUAAAUCUGGACUUAUUUCAACACUAAUCAGCCAUCAUUUCACAACAGUUCAGAAGCCACCUCCGCGGCCAGCUGAUGUGAAUAUAAACUCUGCCAUUUACCCAGGAGGCCCUCCAGUACCCGUCCAAGCUCCCAAGCUUCUGAAAUUUGUUGAUACGACAGAAAUGACAAGGGGGCCACAAGAAACUCCCGGCUAUUGGGUUGUCUCUGGGGCUAGACUUGUUGUGGAGAAGGGCAGGAUUUCGCUCAGGGUUAAGUAUUCUUUAUUAACUGUUAUAUUACCUGAUGAUGAUGAUGAUGAUGUGGAGGAGCUAUAGCUGAUUCUUUUGUUCUUUUCGGUUUUUUGCCUUUUUGGGCUUCCCUUGAAAAGCCGAAAAAGGGGUUGGGAUUCAAAGGUGGAUAAAAUGAAAAGAUUGAGAUUUAGAGAUGGAGUUACAGUGAAACAUAGGUAGUGUCAAGUAUGUAUUGAAACCAAAAUCAUUUAUUGUGAGAAUAGAUGGAGUUCAAGAGAAGUGAGGCGGAGGGGUUAAAGCAUGAAAGUUAAAAGUCGACAGGUGAGGUCGCUGUUGUAUCAAUCUGUAUUUGUCUUAAUAUUUCCACCUAUGAUGUGAGUUGGCUUUUCAAUCUAGAUUCAUACUGCAAUAUAGCAGUGGCGUUAUAACAUGCUUAACAGCUCAAUGUUCAAUCUUGGGUGUUGCAGAAGUUGCUGCCAUUGGUGUUCAUUGAGUCUGUUAAAGCCCAGGUUCAUGCGGGUAGGUUUGUUUAAAUGAAAGGAAAAAAAAAAAAGAAGGUAAAAAUCACCAAUCAAUGUGGAUAGCACUGAACAAAAUGGAAUUUUUGUCGAAGGGUCACAUUUAGCUUUGCAAGGUCUCUAUUUUCGGUUGCUAGAUAAGGAGGGGAUUCGAAGCCCAUUCAUAGUCACUGUCCUAUACUAAGAAGGAGGUGGAUAUGAUGCCACUUAGGCCCUUUAUUUUUUUGGUUCGAUCCUCUCACCCAAAAACAUGGACAGGCGCAAAUGGAGACAGGUAGCAAGGUCCCCUCUCUUCUUUAGGAUCAAUAAAAUGUCUUCAGGACGACGCUUGUUUUGCUCGAUAAUGUUAGAACAAGCAUCUUUGAUGGUUGCAUCAACAUCAACUGCUUUCCGACCCUUUAUCUCUUUUGGAGAAGGGUGCCUGCUUCCACUCUAUCUUCAACUUCAAUAUUAUGGGCUUUGGUUCUUGUGCUCUGCCAUAGAGAGUGACGACUUCCGAGAAAGCUGUUUUAGUCAGAACAGAAAGAAUAGUAUCGAUAAGCUCUACCCUACACAGAUUAAGAUAGAACCUUCUCCUUAAGUAACUCUUUAAAUCCAAGCAAUUUUCACCUUGAAAAAGUUUAGAAAUAUAUAUAUUUAACAUCACUUUAAUA
Messenger RNA from Quercus lobata, 3241 nucleotides. Its product is annotated as MAC/Perforin domain-containing protein. Lineage: Eukaryota; Viridiplantae; Streptophyta; Magnoliopsida; Fagales; Fagaceae. The coding region runs from base 337 to 2154 and encodes 605 amino acids. The record is from RefSeq and is a predicted model, not a curated record. Gene Ontology annotation, biological process: plant-type hypersensitive response; regulation of salicylic acid mediated signaling pathway. The transcript has 8 exons. Gene Ontology annotation, cellular component: plasma membrane.